Messenger RNA from Ornithodoros turicata, 885 nucleotides. Its product is annotated as BEN domain-containing protein 5-like. The transcript is spliced from 8 exons. NCBI's taxonomy places the organism in Eukaryota, Metazoa, Arthropoda, Arachnida, Ixodida, Argasidae. Gene Ontology annotation, molecular function: DNA binding. Gene Ontology annotation, biological process: negative regulation of DNA-templated transcription. The record is from RefSeq and is a predicted model, not a curated record. The coding region runs from base 1 to 885 and encodes 294 amino acids.
AUGGCAGAGACUGAAGAGGAAAUGCUUGCGUGGCGGAGGAACCGGUGCAAACAACAGCGGAAACCACGUGAGGGAGCUGUCCUGCCACCUAAGAAGAAGGCUAAGGUUGAUAAACAGGCCAGAGAGAAGGCGAAAAGGUCAGCAGCAGAAGAAAUACUUUCGGCUGCAGGAUUCCGGGAGGACAGGUGGAGCAGGGUACACAAACAAAGACGUGCAGAGGAUGGUGAAAGGGUGUACCAGGACGAUGAAGCGUUCAAGAAACUUAAAGCGAAAAUCAAGCGCUUGAAGGCAGAGCUAUGCGCAGUGAGAAGCAGAAAUGACAAACUCCAGGAUGCACUCUACUCAAAGAUAUUUCAGACAGCAUUGCCUGGCACGCAGGAAAAUGGAGUUGAGUUUGUGGCCUCUGACUCAUUUGCCUUACUGUCUCCAUUGCCUGCCACCAAUUACAUGUUGCUGCAGCCUGCACCUCUGACAUCAGGAGUGGUUCCUCCGGCAACCGCAAAAUGGGCACCACCAGAGACUGAGCCAGUACUCACGGAGGAUGGUCAGGUGAAUCUUGGCCCUGGUGUGUACCUUGCACGCGAAACCUGGGGCAUGCUUAUGGAUCAGCCUGCUGACGCUGCGUUUUGCAAGCGUCUUGCUGUAGCCUUGUGGGGAAACGAGACGCUUCCAAAACGAAGUGUAACUGGCCGGCAGUUCAACAAGGACAUUUCAAAGGGCAAGACGGCAGUGUAUCCGCCACUGUCCCCCACGAAGCUCACCUGCAUGUCGUCUGCCUUUUGGUAUUUCCUGAAGCAGAAGGGGUGCAGUCAACAGGAAGCACCGAAGCGACACCAACAGCAGCCGAGGUACUUGGCGCAGAAGUGCUCUGACCUGCGGCGCUAG